AUGCCAUCGGCGAAACAAACCGCUCCCAUGGACGUCAACGCUCGACCGCCGAUGUCGUGGUGCGUCGACUGCGCCAACAACGGUCUAGAGUUUUGCGACAGACAGAUCAACACCCCGUGCACACAGUGUACGCAACACAACAACAAACCGGAAACCGUCAAUCCACGCGUAUGCACUCAGGCGCAUCCUCGGGCCUGGCCACAUCCAACCAAGUGGCAGGCCAGACAGAUGGAGAGGCGCAUGAUGAGGAAUCUCGACGGUACUGGGCGUGUUAUCGGCAAUGUUGGCAAGGUCAUCGUCGAUACCAGACCACCUCCUGCUCCCCAACCGCAGCAGCCACUCAGGAUACAGCAGCCGCUCAGAGCGCAGCAAACCGGCAAUCGUCGACCCGCAUUGACGCGCCCACUGCCAUCGGCUCAUAGACCAUUGCCAGGCAGCCCAUACCUACCACCUGCUACCGCACCUGGCUAUGCAGGAGCACCGCGAUAUGGCUACGGACAUGCACCCCCGCCACCGCCGGCCCAGCAGCAGCAUCGCUAUGGCUACGGCCCGCCACCACAUCUCCAUCCGGACUGGGCUCAUUUCCAACCGGACUGGGCUCGUCAGCAGUACGGACAUGUUCAGCAGCCUGCGGCCACUCCACAAUAUCCGCCAUCACCACCACCACUACUUCCAGCAUCGCCACCUCCAACGGCAGCUGAGAUGCUAAUCAGACAGCAAGUUGAAAUCGCAAAGCUGAAGGAAGAAGCCGCUGAGUGGAAGCGGCAAGCCAAUGCACGCAACGCCCCGAAGGAGGUGAAGCAGUGUGACGCCGAUAGACUGCCUGUCGAGAGUGUCAAGGUCAAGCGAGAGCGGGAACCAGAAGAUGACAGCACGUUCGAACCGGCCAGCAAAGACCGGCGUCCAAAUGGCGUGGAAAACCGUGCGGCCAGUCCGAAGAUCAAGGUGGAGCCCGGGGUUGAGGAGCAAACUGACAGCAGGGCCCAUGAUGAUCGUCGCUGA
This is a messenger RNA of Zymoseptoria tritici IPO323, 1002 nucleotides long. RefSeq lists its product as uncharacterized. Lineage: Eukaryota; Fungi; Ascomycota; Dothideomycetes; Mycosphaerellales; Mycosphaerellaceae. Bases 1 to 1002 code for a protein of 333 amino acids. The transcript has a single exon. The record is from RefSeq and is a predicted model, not a curated record.